UGAAGCAGAGCACUCAGACACUAGACAGGGAAUAUCAAUAAGAUGGCACCAUUCGAACUACGUUGGGGGAUUAUCGCGACUGGUGGCAUUUCCACUCAGUUCACCAAGGACCUUGUACUGGAUCCUGCUGGACGAGACGCCAACGAUGUCAAGCACAUUGUCAAGGCCGUCGGUUCUCGCUCCAAAGAGUCAGCGGACAAGUUCAUCUCGGCUGUCCUUCCCUCGGACCUUCAAGAGGGCGCUCAGGGUGGCACUUAUGAGGAGGUAUUCGCCAAUCCCGAAGUCGACGUCGUUUACAUUGGUACCCCGCACACUUAUCAUUACGAGAACACCAUGGACGCCUUGAAUGCCGGCAAACACGUCUUGUGCGAAAAGCCUUUUACAUUCGAUGUAGAGGAGCUGGACGAGUUGACCGCUCUAGCCAAGAAGAAGAACCUCUUCCUCAUGGAAGCCGUUUGGACUCGGUUCCACCCGAUCGCUUAUGCUGUACAGGAUGCGAUCUUCAGCGGAAAGUACGGUAAAGUCAAAAGGGUCUUUGCCGACUUGGCCUUCAACAUCGAGCCGGACAAGCUUGACGCAAAGACCAACCGUAUGAUUGCCGCCGAAUUGGGAGGUGGUGGUCUAUUGGAUCUCGGCCCAUACCCUAUGGUCUGGGUCAUGAUGAUUUUGCACCAGAACCCGGGCAACAAGGAACGAGCUCCUCCUUCCUCCGUCAAGGGUCAUAUGAGGAUCUACGAACGUACAGGCGUGGAUGCGUCUUCCACGUGGAUCGUAGAUUGGAAAGAUGUCGGCACCGCCGUCUGCACAACGAGCAUCGAAACGCAGAUGAACCUGGAGAGAUGUGUCACCGUUCAGAUGGAGGGAGGAGAGUUGACUGUUGAUUUCCCUACCUUCCGCCCUGAGGGCUAUACCAUCACCCCCAAACCGGCUAACAGGGAAGACGCUGACCCGGAAGGUGAGGGUAACGCCAACCCCGAUGCCAACAAGACCCAGCAUCACUCGCACCCUGUCCCCGAAAGCGCUGGCCGUGGGAUGAACUACCAAGCCGAUGAGGUCGCAAGGUGUAUUAGGGAUGGCAAGCUCGAAUCCGAGCGGUGCAACCUCGCCGAAAGCCGCAUCGUGCAGAGCGUUUUUGACGAGGUUAGGAAGCAAGGAGGAUAUCUCGGUGGCAAUGCCAAAGGAAAGGCUGGGACCAGGUAGAAUCUACGCGUUAUCCUAGGAGCAAGUUGAAAUAGGACAUACAGUAAGGGUGUUCGGUAUCGAAUCCUGUAUCUACAUAAUCGAAUCUGUUCAAGGGGACAGAGGCUGUUGAAAGGUUUUCAGAUACUGUCUAGUGCGAUUAUAAAUUCGGUAUCUUUAGCUCUAU
Molecule: messenger RNA, 1366 nt
Organism: Filobasidium floriforme
Lineage: Eukaryota; Fungi; Basidiomycota; Tremellomycetes; Filobasidiales; Filobasidiaceae
Exons: 11
Coding region: 43-1200 (385 amino acids)
Molecular function (GO): nucleotide binding
Source: RefSeq, a predicted model, not a curated record